Molecule: messenger RNA, 2940 nt
Organism: Kuraishia capsulata CBS 1993
Lineage: Eukaryota; Fungi; Ascomycota; Pichiomycetes; Pichiales; Pichiaceae
Exons: 1
Coding region: 1-2940 (979 amino acids)
Biological process (GO): phosphatidylinositol phosphate biosynthetic process; phosphatidylinositol-mediated signaling
Cellular component (GO): cytoplasm; membrane
Molecular function (GO): 1-phosphatidylinositol 4-kinase activity
Source: RefSeq, a predicted model, not a curated record
AUGGCAUUGGAAGAACUCAUCAAGAACCUAUGUCAGAAAGAUGCCCAUUAUAGUCUGCUUACGUUCUGGCACUUACAGGCUGUGUUGCACGAACUAGGGACUGAUUCCACAUUGAACGUGAGUUUCAGAAUAUGCCAGAGGAUGCUGAACGAGCUCCAGUACCAUCUCUUCAAUUUUUCAACCAAUCAGCAUACGAUUACCUCGCCGCAAUCUGCUUCCAGAGGAGUUGUGGCUCCGCACGAAGCCAUGAAGCAGUUUCACGAGAACGUUCCUCCUUCACUGGUGUUGUUCUCUUCGGUGAUGGCUUCCGUGGCUCUGCCUCAGGUGAACAUGUAUGUCGAACCCUUGGUAAAAACCCAGGGGAAACAAGUGAAGUCUUUGGUGUUCGAGGUGGUGAAGAAUCUGAAGAAAGACCUCACCAAGAACUUGACUUUGAAAAACACGAUGAGCAAUGCCUUGCUGGGAAGGUCCAAAGCGAACAAGGAAUUUGUUGAGUUGGACAGUUCUGAUUUUGACGACGAAAUUCCACAACCGCGUUCGAAGUCCCUUUCGCUGACGUCUGCUUCCACUAUUAAUCGUGACAGAGCUUUGCAAUACAGCAGGAAAUCGGAAGACCUUGAGUUCUCUGCAAUAGAGAGAUAUGCUGAGGAAAGAUUGGGAAGUCUGAAUCGGACAAUAUCCACACACAGCCUGAGGUCUCAUAGUAGGAGUAAUCCAGGAUUGACACGGAAGUAUGCCACCGUGAGUGCCAUAUACCCCGAGCAUCCUGGAAACACAGAAGUUACCACGGCCAUGGAUAAUGAAGCAACACCAGAUGAUGGUCUUGGACGGGCCAGCAUUGAUGAUCUUGUAUCCUCCAUGCCAAAUUUGCAUGUUUCAUCAUCAAGGCUUUCGACCUCCAGCACAGUCGAUGUUGGUUACGAUUCUCCAACUGGGUCAUUUUCGUCGUCGGCAAGAAACUCUCGUGAUUAUAGAUUCAGCUCAGAUGCUGACAGCAUUUACGAUCACGAUGCCCCAUUGGAUUCCCCUAACGCCGGUUACAAUCAAGUGAACUUAACUGCACCUCAAAAGAUAAAGAUGUUGAAAUCAAACUACUUCAAAUGUGAGACUCAGUUUGCCAUUGCUCUUCAAAGCAUCUCCAUAAAGCUAUCCAAGGUACCCAAGGAUGCUAGACUUUCCGCUUUGAAGGCAGAGCUUGCAAUAAUGAAUAAGGACCUGCCUUCAGAGGUUGACAUACCUCUCUUGCUUCCGAAGAGUAAGAAGGGGAAGAUGCACAGGAUAGUCAGGAUUCCUGUUAAUGAAGUGGCCGUUCUGAACUCUGCCGAGAGAGUGCCCUAUCUAUUACUGGUGGAGUAUCUUAGUGAUGACAUAGACUUCAGUCCUGAUUCAAAGGAGAAUCUCAGACUACUCAGUGAGCUGACAGGAGUCGCCAGCACCGAAAUGACGAAGAAGGAAACGAACUAUAAGUUUGACCUCGGAAGUAUGGCUCCGCCUGUUCUAAAAAGAUCUGUGACGCCCUCCAAACCGGCGGUGCUUGGUGAUCUGGACAAGGCUGUUCCCACGGUAGACGAAACUGACCUCGGAGAUUUCUCUGUGGUGAAGUUGAGCAAUCUCAGCGGGAAUGAAAAGGUCAAAAAGGACAGAUUUGUUAGUUCUGUUUCUGAUGUUCCAGUGCUAUCUGAUACAAGGAAGGAAGGUUCUCCUGGCAGCUCCGGCUCUGAACACAUUCGCAACUCAGAGCUCGAAUUUCAGUCUCAUUACAACGUAGAUGAUCUGGGAGAUGCUGACACUGAUCUUGCAACACAGAUGAGAAUUGCUGCCGUGAUGCUUACUCAACUGGACAGUACCACAGGACACCUCCCUCCUGACCAGUCUACGGCUAUUAAAGCGCGCAUCAUUAACUCGAUGAGGUCACUCCAGAACGGUUUUGGUAUUCGCGACCUGGAGGAUAUCCACGCGGAGGCAGGUGAAAGAAAGCUCUCAAAUGAUUUGAAAGUUGCUGGAGUGGGACCUAGUUCGCAAGCCACCUAUUAUCUUGGUGAGGACUGGAACACAAGGAAGGAAAGAAUCAGAAGAGAGAGUAUUUAUGGUCACCUAGAGAACUGGGAGCUGUGUUCAAUCAUCGCCAAAACCGGCGACGAUCUAACGCAGGAGGCCUUUGCGUCUCAGCUGAUUCAGGCAAUGUCAACAGUAUGGUACACGCAUAAUGUGAACGUGUGGGUGAAGCGUAUGCGGAUUUUGGUAACUUCAAGCAGCACUGGUAUUGUCGAAACUAUCACAAAUGCGGUCUCCAUUCAUUCUAUCAAACGAGCCUUGACGCAAUAUAUGAUAGACAACAACGAGAACCAGCUCGGCAAGAUAGCAACACUCUCGGACCAUUUCUCCAGGACUUUUGGAGACCCCGAAGGUGUCAAGUACAAAAGAGCCCAGGAUAACUUCACAUCAUCUCUAGCGGCGUACUCAAUCAUCUGCUAUCUCCUUCAAAUCAAGGACAGACACAAUGGUAACAUCAUGCUGGACUCAGAAGGCCACAUUAUCCAUAUUGAUUUUGGAUUCUUGCUGUCGAAUUCACCUGGAUCUGUUGGAUUUGAGGCUGCACCCUUCAAGCUGACCUCCGAGUAUGUCGAUCUUCUGGGCGGUACCGAAGGUCAUCACUUCAAACGAUUCAAGCAGUUGAUGAAGGAUGGUUUCCGUUCAAUAAGAAAGAAUGCGGAGCAGAUCCUGGGCAUGGUGGAGCUGAUGCAAAAAGACUCGAAUCUGGCCUGUUUUCAGGCCGGAGAGAACACCAGUGUUCAGUUACGUCAACGUUUCCAACUCCACCUGACAGACCCUGAAUGUGAUCAGUUUGUUGAGAAUGUGUUGAUUGGAAAGAGCAUCAACUCCAUUUACACCCGUCUUUACGACCAGUUCCAGUUACUGACCCAAGGUAUCUACAGUUAA